UCCUCCAAAACCCUAGCCGUCGUUGUGCCUACCCAAUAAUAAUGUCUCUGAUCUGCCGCCUCAAUCUUGGUCGGCGUUUCUCCACCGCCCUGCCAAGAAGAGCGGAGGACAUAAUGUCAAACCCAGAUUGCCGUCCUACGCAGCUAUGCUUGAGAGUCACGUACUUGAUCAGAUUCGUUGGAGAUCUCGACACGGCGGCGAAGUACGCUCGUUUGGCUGUUUUCACCAGAUUCAAAUCGGAGACCACAAUAAAGACAUGUCAAUCCAUCAUCGGAGGCAUGUUGCGGGAUAAAAGGCCCGAGGAUGCUUACGAUCUCUUCGAUUUCUUCUUCAAUGAGCAUAAGCUAAUACGCAACAGCCAUUGCUGGAACUACAUGCUCGAAUCUGGUUUACAACAAGGCGUUAUUGACGAUGCUCUCGAAUUGUACCACCGGCCCAUCAAAUUUGGUAAAAUCCACGACUACCCAAAUACCGAUACUUUCAGGGUCAUGACUAAAGGGUUAGUCCACUCCGGUCGAUUGGACGAAGCCGAAGCCUUGCUUAGAGACAGGAAAGUCGAUAGGAUCAUCUACCCAGAUCACGUGGCGUACAAGAAUCUGAUUCGCGGGUUUUUGGAUCUUGGGAAUUUAGACAAGGCGAAUCUAGUCUUGGACGAAUUCAAACGCUUGUUUUUGAUUGCUCUUUCCGAGACCAAAGAUGAUUUGCACCAUUCAAACUAUGAAAACAGAGUCGCAUUCGUGAUGGCCGCAUUCAUGGAGUACUGGUUUAAGCAAGGUAAAGAGGUGAAAGCUAUGGAGUGUUACAACCGUUCUGUUCUAUCAAACAGGUUACUGGUUUGUGCCGAAACGGGUAACGCCCUUUUGGUAGUCCUGCUCAAAUACGGUGAGAAAAAACAUGCUUGGGCAUUGUACCAUGAACUCUUAGAUGAACGUAGAACAGACUCUGAUACCAUUAAGAUAAUGGUGGACGAGUGUUUUGAUAUGGGUCGACUUGGCGAGGCUAUGGAGACCUACAAGAAGGCGAGAGCCAAGAACAGUGACAGAUACAAUAUUACAAAGUGUUGUGAAGAAGAAGACGGAGCAGUCUCUUUCUAUUUUACUGUAUUCAAUGACGGAUACAUUAUCACAAGGUGUUGCGAAAACGGGAUGUUGUCAGAAGCAGAGUCUGUCUUUGUUGAUUCACUUGCUGAUGAUAUUGGAUACAUUGAUGUUAACACUUUUAAAACAAUGAUCGAUGCUUAUGUGAAGGCUGGAAGAAUCGAUGAUGCUAUAAAAACCUCCAACAAGAUGAUCGAUGCAACUCUAAAGGAGGUCUCCCAUCUCUUUUGACCAUUCCUUGUCACUUGGUGAUCUUUAUUUAAUGUAUUUUUUUUUUUAGAUACUUGUUUUAGACAGAUAAUAAUAGAGUUUGAAUGGAUGU
Messenger RNA from Arabidopsis arenosa, 1419 nucleotides. The record is from the annotation of a GenBank genome assembly. Lineage: Eukaryota; Viridiplantae; Streptophyta; Magnoliopsida; Brassicales; Brassicaceae.